CCCCGGCGGAGCUCCCCAGUUCCGGUCACGUUGCCGCCUGUUUACGGCGCGGCUGCCGGCGGGCGGCGGGGCCGGGCCGGGCCGGGCGAGGCGGGGCCGCCGCAGGCAGCGCGGGCAGCGCGGGAGCCCGGCGCGGCCCCGGCCCCGGCCCCGCCGCCGCCGCCGCCGCCGCCGCAUGACGCCCAGCGGGCACCCCCCGAGGCCCCGCCGCUCCCCCCAGGCCUGGACAGCGAAUCUGGUUGCGAUGGAGACCGUGUCCCUGGAGCACCAGAUCCAGAGCGUGCAUCGGCACAUUGCCUUCCUGAAGAAGGAGCAGAUGGAGCUGCUCCAUGACCUGCACCUGGAGAUCCUCCGCUUGCAGAAGCACUGCUCAGAGCUCACUCAUGACCUGGAAAUGAAAGAGCUGGAAGCCCGCCAGCAAGAAGUCCUGGACCGGGAGCUGGAGGAGAAGUGCCGUGUGAUGGAGGCGCAGCUGCAGGAGAAGGAGAAGGACAACCUGGAGCUACGCAAGGAGCUGCAGCACAAGGAGACGCUGGUGGCCGCGCUGCGCUCCAGCCUCCGCAACAAGGAGCGCCGGUUCCUGGAGCAGCUGAAGCGGCGGAGCCACCGCGUCACCAUCCUCGACACGGAGCUGCAGAAGCAGACGGAGGCGGCCGCGUACCUCUCGCUGCAGCUGCACGCCACGGCGCAGCGGCUGCCGGUGCCCCGCGCCCCCGAGCGGCCCCCCGACACCGCCCCGGCCGAGGGCAGGCCCCGGCGCCGCGGCCACAGGGCUCAGCCCCGGCGCCCGCCCGGUGACGGUGCCCGGCCCAGGGACCCCGCGCCCGAGGAGCAUGACGCCAUGCCCGACCCGGCCCUCUUCCUGUACACGGCGCGGCCGCAGCGCCCGCAGCCCUCCACGGCCCCCCGCACACAGCGGCCGCCCCGAACCCCCGCGCAGGAGCCCGUGGCCAGGGCCAGGUCAGCCAAGGGUGAUCCUGGCAAGAGGCAGGGGUCUGGCCCCCGCGGCUCCCCUGGCACCAAGGACUAGACAUCAAGCGGGCGCAUGGCCCGACCGGCCGGGAUGGCCUGAGCCCUGCGGCACUGGGGUGGGCACCGGCCAGCGUUGCUUCCCUCCGUCCCCUCGAGGGGAAGGGGCAGCGGAAGGCGGGUGCCCUGCUCGUACCUCCUGAUGCAGGCAGCCAGGAGGAUCCCCUUGCACAAAGGGUCUGAGCGCUGCGGGACGGUGGGCAACCAGCACAGGGGGACAUGGCUGAGCGCCUGUCUGGAGCUCCAAGGAAGGAAGGAAGGAAGGAAGGAAAGAUGCAUUUUGGCAGUGAGAAGAGCUUCCUGCUGCUGCUGCCCCUCGGAGCAGAUGCUGAGUGUGUUUUCACGGGCCGGGGUGCCAGGAGGUGGAUGUGCAGCAGCAAGCAAGGGGUGCACGGCUUGGCGCAGUGGGAUGAGCUCAGCCAGAAUUCAUGGGCACUGGGGCUGGGCUGGAGAGGAUCCCAGAUGUCACCAGGAAAGUGCUCUGGGCUGCAGGCAGCUGAAUGGCAGUUGGUCCCGUGGCUGCAGGAGGGAUCCCAUCUUCACGGGGACAGUGCAGCUGUGCCGGAUGGGUCCCAGUCCCUUGCUCCCUGCCCAGCAGUUUGUCUCUGCAUCUACAUGCAGGACUUGGACAAGGUGGCUGGAGGUGACCCAUGAGCACUGGUCCUGCCAGAUGCCCUGCGCGGCUCCUCAUCCACCCCAGCCUCGCUCUGUGUGCUGCAACUCGUGUUCCCUGCACUGGGCUGGUCUCGUCUUGGCACCAGCAUCUCGGUUCCCAGUCACCUCCACAGCCAGGUCUGGGUCUGUCACCUCCAGUCCUCCCCACGGCCUCCCUGCACUGCGGCCGUGCAGCACGCAGCUUUCGCCCCGCUGCGGCAGCCUCGCCUGGUUUCCAACACAAACCAUCGUCUUUUACACCUCCAUCCCCUGGUGUUGUGAAAUGGCAGAGCAGGGAGAGCAGAGCAGGGCUCCGGCGGCCGGGCAGGGCAAAGGGCUCGGUGCUCGGGCACCAGCGGGACCCGCACUGCUCCGAGGGGCAGGUUCCAUCCCAGUGUGUGGCUGGAGCCCUGGCCCCAGUCCCUGCCCGCAGCCUGCUCCCUGCCCGGCCUCCCGCGGGGCCCCGCUGCCUCCGCGGCUGGUGUGGCCACGAUGGGAACCCCAUUUCCUUCCAGGUCAGUGUGAGACCUCUUCAGAAACAUGGCUCUCGCAGACAGUGGGGCUCAGCCUGCCCCAGCUCACCCGCAGCGUGCCCGUGCAGUCAGAGGUGUCUAUUUUUGUAGUUCAAUAUUUAUAUACUAUAUUAAAACGCUUUUACGAGUUUCUCAGCAACAGUCCCUAGGCCAGCUCUUUGGCACAAACAAGCCCUGUAGCAUACAAGCUGCACGAGCAGGAGAGAAAUUAGCAGCUUUUGUAGCUUUUUAUUUGCCUGUGAUGUGAGUAGUCAAGCUUUGGAAGGCAAGACCCCUCCUGCUCCCCCAGGGCAAGGGUUGGGACCCCCACUCCGCAGUCUAAGCUUGGGAAGAAGCCCAGCAAAGCCAUGCUGGGGUAGCUCUCCCAUAGCAGGGAUGCGGGGAGCAGUCGCCCUGCCUGAAGCCCUGCAGAGGUUCUGCUCCUGCGGGCAAAGGCAAAGCUUUAGCAGGUAAUUUCUGCAGCCCCCGCUGCAUCCUGGAGCACAGGGACCAGCAGAGCCCCAUCAGCUGCUGCCUGCCCUCCCUGACUGUCACCCCAGGAAGGGCUGCAGGGUGCUCUCGUGCCCUGGCUGCAAAGCACUGUGUGCCCCAAGUGCCCUCCCAAGGCAGGAGGGGAGCCAGGGGCACCGUGCAGUGUGUUGGUAUGAGUGUGGUACAGUUGCACAAGGGAGACAAGCCCCAACCUGGCUCCCAUUGCAGAGCGGUUCAAGGCAGGCUCGGGGGGCGCAGGGUGUGCUCGGGGCCCGGCCAUCACCCGCCCCGCGGAGGCAGAGCAGGGUGGCGAGGGGCAGCCUGUGCUGUGCUGCACCAGUGCGGUAUCGCGGCCACCCAGUCCCCAAGGUGUGGUGCAGGGGAGGUGCCGUUUGGCCUUUGGAAAUCGCCGUUUCUCUCAGGUUCAGAGAGGUUCUGCUGAGGAUUUGUCUCUGUUCUCUUUUAACAUGAAAGAGGGUCAUGCAUGCCGCUGCGCUGCUCGGCUGUUCCGUUAGCUGUGGUGUGCACAGCUGCCUUCCCCUCUCCUCCCUAGAGAAUCCUGAUAGAGUGUGAUGCAUUUUUAUUGGUAAGAUCAUGGUGUUCAUGACUGCCCUGAGCAUUGAAAAGGGGAGGGAGGUGUUGAUCCUUCUUCUGUGUAAAUACCUUCCUAGCAAUCCGCAGUUUUAGUGCCUAGUAUGUAAAUGAAGCAACCCUGUCUGAGCUGCAGGAUCCCUUCCUCCUCACCACUAAUCAGCAGCUUGCUCAAGGAGUGAUCUCAUUUCCAGCCCCCCCAUUGCUCCCCUCCUCCCAGUGCUCCCCGGUGCUGGCGGGCGGCUGGGCAGGCCCCGAGCCCCGCGGCCCCUGGAUGUGCAGGAAGAGCUGCCUAUGGUGAGAGGGGAGUCCAGAGGGAUGGAGAGGGAGCACCCCAGUUCCCCCCUCCAUGCCAAUGUAAUGUGCUUGGAAAUGAGCUGUCGGGGUGAUCCCUGCGCUUUUCCCUGGAGCGGGAAGGAUCAGCUCCUGUGUGCUGUACCUGCUUCAGUCACUGCUGCUUGUUUUUUGGGAGGGAGCUCUAGAGAUGCUAUAUAUACACUUAUAUAUAUAUACACACACACUUGUUUUGAAGGAAAAACACUGUAUGAUUGUAAUAGAAAUGAUGUUGAGAUAAUUUAUUUUAAUCUCUGUAUUUAUAUAAAAUGAUCAAAGAGAUCAAAAUGAUCAAGGACAGAAGAACAAGAAGACAGUGUUCCUGUUUUUCAAUGAGCGAGCUGCUGUCAGCCGCAGCCAGCGCGGAGCAGUGGGAGCCCGGGCAGUGCCUGCGCUCCCCUCCCUGGGCUGGGGGCUCCUACAGACCCCGCAGCUCCUCGGGCUGUUGUUAGCCCUUAGCCUGGAAGGUGUAGCGAGAUCUGUAGGUGCAUUCAGCCAGUGCUGCUGGAACCCCUGGGAGUCCAGAGGUGCACAGACCAAGGAGUGUAACCGCUGACCCCCACGUGCUUUUUAUGGAACAAGCAAUGCUUAAUGUAAAGCUUAAUGGUUAGACUGGAAAUGGAUCAUAGCAAUAAUGCUCGGUUGUUAAAAAUGUCUUAUGUGUACAACCCACGGCGUGCUGGGAGCUUUCUGCACACAGACCAAGAGCCGGCACCUCUCUGCACCCCCCUUGGCUCUGCAGCUCUGCAGCGCUCAUGGAUUUGAUGUGUUGGCUUUGCUAAGCUCUCUUUUCCUCAUUAUUAUUUUUCCUAAUGCCCUCUGAGGAAGCGAUGUCUCAAACUGUGCGGGGCGAGUGGUGGUGGGGAGGAGAUGCACCCGCUCCGCUCGCUGGGCUGUGCCAGUGCCGGAGCCAGCAGCACCGGGAGGCAGAGCCAGUGACUUGGUGCAUGUUCCCCAUGCUCCAGCUGGGAAGUUCCUCCUCUUGACCCUGUUAAUUAAAAAGCCAUAUUUUCUGAAUGUGUUUGCUGGGGCCAAUCUGAGCGCUCCCAGCAGCACCCUUCCCAUCCCCGCUGUGAGGGUGCCAGGGCCUGAGCAGCGCAGCCGCUCCUCAAAGCCCCUCGGGAGGCUGCAGGACCUUCCCUGCGCUGCACAGCGCUGCACAGGAGCUGCCCAGAGCGGGGCCGAGUCCUGCGGCCUUGGGGAAGCUUCGCCUGAGGCAGAGCCCUGUAACCCCCCAACUGCGGCGGAGCUGGGCGCAGGGUGAUGGGUGUCACUGGGGUGGCUGCUGCAGGGCUGAGGCUGGUCCCUCCUGCACACCCGGGUGAGUUGGCAGCAGCACGGCAAGAGAUGUCCUGCCUGACGUGGCUGGAGCGUCAGAGGUUGCUCCGCUCUGCACAGCGCAUCUCUGUGCAUGAGUUCCUCAAAGCAAGCUCCCAGGAGGCAGCGGAGCGGCUGCCCCACAGCGCUGGCCGGGUCCCUCGCCCCACGGAAGGUAAAUCAGCAGCGCACAGAGGGACGGUCAUUUUCAGGACCCAUUUCGGGAACAUUCUGGGGUCCUUGUGCGCAGCCUCGUGAACCAGCUCCCUCUGCCCCGGUGAAGCCGUGGCAUCAUCCUGCCUUUCCUGGGAACACCAGCCCUGGCUUCCCAGCAGCUGUGAGGAGCCUACAGUGAUGCCGUGGCCGCCUUGGUGCACGUCUGUUCUUGUCACCCUCUUGCACUGUAGGUGCCUGGCUGCCAAGUCCUACGGGGAAUGCGAUAGGAGGGGAGAGAAAACUCCGGUACGCCCAGAGGUUGCCUCAUGCUGUGGAUAAGAUCAGCAAUGCCGCUGUGCUGGGCCGGGUGAGCAGGAGGAACCCGGGGUCGAUGAGCGUGGGACCCCGCCAGCCGAUGUGGGCUGUGGAAGCACACAGAUAACAGUGCCGUGUCACCGCGCUGCUCAGAGCUCCCUUUGCUGUCCAGGGCCGGUUCCUGCCUCUGCCUCCUGCCCGGCAGCACUGCCCAAGGGUUGGCCCUGCAGUGACACUGCAUCACCGCAUCCCAGCUCCCCGCUGCAGCUGCGGGAAGGGGGAACACAGUGCAGGACACUCACACUGUCACUGCAUCAGACCCCCUCACUGCACCCUCCCUCCCUCCCUCUCACCUUCGGGCAGGAGCAGGGGUGCACCAACACACACCCACAUGGCAGCGGUGGUGCUCCUGCCUCCUUCCAAUAGAUUUCGCUGCUCUUGUAGCUUCCAAAGGGAGCUUUCCCAUCAUUGCAGUUGUAGCAGGAAUGUGAUGCUGGGCCAUGGGAAACCCCCAGUCUUGGUAUGCCUGUAAAGCAGACCUGUUCCCCCGGGGGAUGAGCGUAAGGCGCCGAGCCCCAGCCCCCCCAUGUCUGUGUUUGCUCUGGUGUUUCAAGGUCACGCAGAAGGUCGCUGCUGUCUAGUCCUUGCCAAGGGUUUAACAGGCCUUCCCCGGGGGGGACACUGCCUGUGCCUGGGCAGAGGGACGCCGAGGAGGGCUCUAGCAGGGACUGGGGGGGAAGCACCCAUGGGUGCAGCUCCUCGCAUCCCCCUGCAGCCGCGGCCUCUCUUUGGCUGAGGUUGUGCAGCUCGGCUGAGCACAGUAAAAGCCUCAUGCUGGGGAGAGCCAUUGCAGUGGGACUGAUGCCAAAGGUCUGACGCUGCUCUGCUUGAUCUGAAUGUUCAUUUUACAUCAUGACACCAUUACUCGCCAGGACGAUGCUAAUGUCGACUUUGCUUUUUAACCAAGUGCUUUUCAAAACGCGUUUAAUAGCCAGAGACUAGAGUAUGGAGCUGUACUUUAGGAGCUGUUGUAAUACGCCUUUUUCUUAAUAAAGAGAUUGAGGUCUGCA
Strigops habroptila (Kakapo) is the source of this 6469-nucleotide messenger RNA. RefSeq names its product coiled-coil domain containing 92B (gene CCDC92B). The record is from RefSeq and is a predicted model, not a curated record. The transcript is spliced from 4 exons. The coding region runs from base 176 to 1030 and encodes 284 amino acids. Lineage: Eukaryota; Metazoa; Chordata; Aves; Psittaciformes; Psittacidae.